AUGGACCAACAUAAUUCUAAUUCUAAUUGGUCAUCAUCAUCGUCACUUGACUUUCCUGAUAAAGAACUCACACUGGCUUCCAGUAGUCCGAAGAAGCCUGCGGGCCGAAAGAAGUUUAAGGAGACGAGGCAUCCUGUUUAUCGCGGAGUUCGUUUGAGAGAAUCCGGAAAAUGGGUGUGCGAAGUGAGGGAGCCGAACAAAAAAACAAGAAUCUGGUUAGGCACUUUCGCAACAGCCGAACAGGCAGCUCGAGCUCAUGACGUUGCUGCUUUAGCACUCAGAGGACGUUCUGCUUGCUUGAAUUUUGCUGACUCGUCGUGGCGUUUGCCAAUUCCAGCUUCGAGUGAUCCGAAAGAUAUUCAGAAGGCCGCGGCCGAAGCAGCAAAGGCGUUUGAGCCAAUGGAGACGAAAGCAAAUGAGUCCGAACAUGAAAAUAACUCCGGCGCAUCGGAAAAUGUGGUUUAUAUGGAUGAAGAGGCGGUUUUUGGAAUGCCGGGAUUGUUAACAGAUAUGGCGGAAGCAAUGCUAUUGUCUCCGCCGCCGUGCCUACCCGGUAUCGGGGAGGAGGUAGAAACGUACGAAGCGGAUGUGUCAUUAUGGAGUUUUUCCGUAUGAUUGGUAUUUAUAAAAGAGGUCUUAUGGAUGAGAAAAAGGAAAGGUUAAGAAAGAAGUUGGGCGUAGCGUACUCAAAUGUUUUUGAAUAGUAUGGCAAACCAAGCAAUUAUUCCAAUUGUGUGGCUCCUACCUUAUUCUGAAUGGGUGGUGUCAAUUCUUGCAAACUUCACUUUAAAGCCAAGCCCUUAUAUUUUGGACUAUCUAAGCUGAGCUUAACUCCAAAAGAAAAUGAUGCGACGUUUUUCGUGGAAAAGAUAUUUAUAAUUUUUGAGAUAUUUUCGUGGAAAGAUAAUAAUUUUAGUGAUGUGGCAUCCCACUUGGACACUUGACUGGACGUGUCAUAUUUAAGACACACCACAUGUUGUAUGAGUACCACGUUGCACCAUCAAAACCACCAAAAUCACCAUCACACUUUAUUUUUCUUCGUACUCACCCUCACAUCAUCCAAACGAUCAAAUUACU
This is a messenger RNA of Mercurialis annua (annual mercury), 1077 nucleotides long. RefSeq names its product dehydration-responsive element-binding protein 1A-like. The transcript has a single exon. Gene Ontology annotation, biological process: regulation of DNA-templated transcription. NCBI's taxonomy places the organism in Eukaryota, Viridiplantae, Streptophyta, Magnoliopsida, Malpighiales, Euphorbiaceae. The coding region runs from base 1 to 615 and encodes 204 amino acids. Gene Ontology annotation, molecular function: DNA binding; DNA-binding transcription factor activity. The record is from RefSeq and is a predicted model, not a curated record.